Triticum urartu is the source of this 585-nucleotide messenger RNA. RefSeq lists its product as uncharacterized. Lineage: Eukaryota; Viridiplantae; Streptophyta; Magnoliopsida; Poales; Poaceae. Gene Ontology annotation, biological process: cell fate determination. The record is from RefSeq and is a predicted model, not a curated record.
AUGAAUCAAAUUAAUUCUCCCCAAUCAAUAAAAGACUGCCUCAUUUUCACCGUACAGUGGGCUAUAAAAGGCAACCGUGAUGCAGAACAGAAACACAACACAAUAGUAUACAUCAACUGUGACAGCAUCUCAGUAAUACAAUUUGUCAAAAACUGUGACAACAUCUCGGUGAUCAGCAUGGAGGCCAAGCUCGUAGUGAUCCUUGCGGCCUGCAUCUUGCUUUCCUUCAGCAACAAAGGCGAUGCCCAGCCGUGCACACCGUCGGAUCUCCUCGUCAACCAAACCACCAUGCCGGGGGAGGUCGGAGGGCGCCCGCACUACCUGGUGACGGUGGAGAACAGGUGCGUCUGCACGCAGCUCGGCGUGAAGCUGGCGUGCGCGGGGCUCAACUCCACCGUCACCGUCGAGCCCGCCGGCGUGGGGCGCCCGGGCGCGCUCUGCACCCUCAACGGCGGCCAGCCGAUGCAUGCAAACGAGACGGUCUUGUUUGCGUACGCGUCGAGCGCGAAGAUCAGCUUCAGGCCCGUCUCGUCCUACGUCGACUGCUCCGUAGCCCCCUCGCCGGCUCCGCAGGCUGCACCAUGA